AUGUCAGAUAGCCAAGUUCCAUUGCCGCCUUCUCGUUCAGCACAUGGAGGCCACAAUCCCUACAACCAAGGCGGCGGCGGCUACCCGUACGAGUACUACGGCGCUCCUGGGGUUCACGGAUCACAGCCGUCGAGCGUGCACAGCUUCGCCCCUCCAGAUCCCUACGUGGAUGACCCGUACCAAGGAUACUCGAGCUCCACGCGAAGUGUCGACCGAAGGCUAGGAGAGGUCAACCCAGACGAGAUCGCGGACGACCCCGAUGACGCCCUUCACCACCCCAUGCCGAGCAAGCGUAAUUCAAUGUUGAGCUCAGCACAAAAUUCAGAUCGUGGGCAACGGGGGGCUGCAGGUGUAGCGGGAGCUGCAGCAGGUGGCGGCGUGAUUGGUGGUUUGCUCUCCUCGAACGCUAACGCUACCGGUGGCGGCGGCAGUGGCUAUGAUCUUGCCGAGGCUGCUCAAGAAAAGCCGGGCCGCUUCAGGGGGAGCGACGGCCAUUUUACCAAGAAAUGCAGAUUAACAAUUAUUGCUAUCGUUGCCGUCUUCAUUGCGGGCGCUAUUGUUGCCGCAGUUCUCGGCAGUAUGGCGGCAAAUGGCAGGCUUGGUGGUGGUGGUAAUAAGAGCGGCAGCAGCAGCGGUAGCGGGGAUUCGGCUGACCAGGACACAAACAAGAAUGGCGAUCUCGACAUCAACAGCGCUGAAAUCAAGAAGCUGAUGAGUAACACCAAGCUACACAAAGUCUUCCCUGGGAUGGACUACACCCCCAUCAACUCACAGUACCCCGACUGUAUCCACAACCCGCCUUCACAGAACAACAUCACGAGAGACGUUGCUGUGCUCAGCCAGCUUACAAACAAAAUUCGUCUUUACGGUACCGACUGCAACCAGACCCAAAUGGUUCUCCAUGCCAUUGAUCGGCUCAACCUCAAGAACGAUGUCAAGGUUUGGCUGGGAGUUUGGCAAGACGGCAAUAAGACGACCAACGCGCGACAGCUUUCACAGAUGUGGGACAUUUUGGACGAGUAUGGUGGCGACCAGUUCGAGGGGUUGAUUGUGGCCAACGAAAUUCUCUUCCGCGAGGAAAUGGCAAUAACAGAGCUUGGAACCUUGCUGUCGGGAGUGCGAACGAACCUGACCAGCCGCAAAAUCAACUUGCCCGUGGCGACAUCGGAUCUCGGUGAUGACUGGACACAGGCCCUGGCUGAUGAGAGUGAUUACAUCAUGGCCAAUAUUCAUCCAUUCUUCUCCGGUACCGCAGCGGAAGACGCUGCAACUUGGACCAUGAACUUUUGGAAGACCAAAGACGGGCCCUUGUGGAAGUCAGAUAGCAAGAAGAACAUCAUCUCGGAAACAGGCUGGCCCUCUGGUGGUGGAACCAACUGUGGCGAGGCUACGAGCUGCACCAAGGGAUCUGUCGCCGGUGUAUCUCAGAUGAACCAGUUCAUGAAGGACUGGAUCUGCCCGGCUCUCAACAACGGCACCCAAUAUUUCUGGUUCUCGGCAUUUGAUGAGCCUUGGAAAAUCCGCUUCAACGAGAAGGGCAAGGAGUGGGAAGACAAGUGGGGGCUGAUGGACGUCAACCGCAAUCUCAAGGACGGAAUUGAGAUUCCCGACUGUGGCGGCAAGACUGUAUAA
This is a messenger RNA of Clonostachys byssicola, 1632 nucleotides long. NCBI's taxonomy places the organism in Eukaryota, Fungi, Ascomycota, Sordariomycetes, Hypocreales, Bionectriaceae. The record is from the annotation of a GenBank genome assembly.